Phytophthora sojae is the source of this 1173-nucleotide messenger RNA. RefSeq lists its product as hypothetical. The transcript has 6 exons. The coding region runs from base 1 to 1173 and encodes 390 amino acids. The record is from RefSeq and is a predicted model, not a curated record. NCBI's taxonomy places the organism in Eukaryota, Oomycota, Peronosporomycetes, Peronosporales, Peronosporaceae.
AUGGAAGGAGUGGUGCUGGUUGAGAUGUCCUCAGGGGCCUUGCACUACACCAAAUCGUUCUCCGAGGCGUUCGACGCGCGGCACCCAAAGACCGAGCGACUCAACCUAAGUGCACUCAUCUUUGCGCUCCAAAACUUCGCGGGAAGUAGCACCCGGUCAGUGGACAACAACGCCCCAAGCGAUGAUUCGGCAAUUGGUGCAGAGAUUGUCAUGUUUGCCACGCCGCUGGAAAAUAUGGUGCUCGCAGUCACCCCAUCCAACAAACUCCUUGUGGUACUGUUCACGGAGCCCGACUUCGACGAAAGCGUGGCCAAGUGGUUGGUCCGUCGCGCGGCCUACAACUACGAAAAUGGGGAAAGCGUCGAAAUGCAGCUGAUGACCACGCUGAACCAAGUUUCUCGUCGCUUUCGUCACGCAUUCUCUCAGGCAAUCGACGAAGUGAUUGAGCACCAGCUCAUCAGCUUAAGUGAAGACAUUUUCCUGUCUCAACUGAAAGGCGCUCAAAAUGUUGCAGGAGCACCGGAAGACACGUUCCUCUUUUUCUACUACUCGGGUCGCCUGGACGAUGCAGCUGGAAACAUUCAGAGGGAUGAUGAGGCUGACAAGCGAAAUAGCGGCACGAAAGUGGCGAGCGUGGACGACCGAGAGGAGGAGUGUCGAAAGGCUGUGCGCUCUGUCAACCCUUCUCUCGCCGAGAUAUCCCGCAGGAGCACGCAGAAUAUUAGCUUUCGAAACAUCAUGGCGUCUACUCGUGCCAUCAUUUCGGCCCCUACCAAGCCUAGCAGUGGCAAGAAGAAGAAACCCAAAAAGAAGAGCAAAUGGGGAGCAAAGAACGCCGUGAUGAGUCACUCUGAGCCGCGUGAAUUUCAACGAGUGCUUGAGAUUUGCUGGAAUAAGCGAAAGGUGGGUCUGAUGGAGCCGCAUCGGACUGGAGCUGCUUACAAUUUCGCUGAAGUUCUACUGCCGUUCGUGGAAUUAUCGGCAUUAUCGCUAUUCGCACCAGUCUUGAACACCUUUGCCAGUGGGGUGGAGACUCAAGAGCGCUCGGCGAAACUUGAUCAAUUGGUGUGGAAAAAUAUUCCCAGCAAAACGUCGACAAAGGAGAAAUCUCAGCAAGGCCUCGCGCUCGCCUCGCUGUUGCUGCACUAUUCGACGUGCUGGAGCCAAUGCUAA